Molecule: messenger RNA, 1243 nt
Organism: Drosophila sechellia
Lineage: Eukaryota; Metazoa; Arthropoda; Insecta; Diptera; Drosophilidae
Product: DNA damage-regulated autophagy modulator protein 1
Exons: 4
Coding region: 131-871 (246 amino acids)
Source: RefSeq, a predicted model, not a curated record
GAGCAGCACUGCCACAGACCCAAACAUUUCGCUCCCUUGUUCGUUUUAUUGCAGCGCAAUUAAAUAAGAUACGUUUGUUGUGGCCAGUGCUGCAACCCACCACCACCCGGAUCCACCAUUCCCUGGCGCGAUGUCACAGGUUUACUUGCUGCCGGUGGCCACGUUCCUGAUCUUCCAGGUCACUUUCCUCGGCACGUACAUCUUCGCCGUGCUGGAGGGGCAUGUGGUACCCACGGUUCCCUACAUCAGCGAUGCAGCCACCUACUCGCCGGAAAGCUGUGUGUUCGGGCAGCUUAUUAACAUAGGCAGCGUUCUGCUUGGAAUCACCAUCUACGUGCGCUACCGUCAGGUGCUGCAGCUGUAUGAACACCACCCGGACUUGGACGGGUCGGUGCUGCGCCAGAACCGACUGGCCCUGUGGUUCGGACUGGUGUCCUGCCUGGGCAUCAGCAUCGUGGGCAACUUUCAGGAGACGAACGUGCGGAUUGUCCACUUUAUUGGAGCCUUCUGCUGCUUCGGCUGCGGCACCUUGUACUUUUGGAUGCAGGCGCUCAUCUCGUAUCUGAUCUUCCCCAUGUCGGGUACCCGCAUUAACGCUCACUUGCGGCUGGGCAUGUCCGUUGUCUGCACGAUCCUGUUUAUCCUGCUGGCGGUCACCGGCGUGAUGUCGCACAUCCUCUUCAAAGGACAGAAUCCGCGGAAGUGGUAUCCCUCGGACGGCGGCUGGUACCUCCACGUGGUCAGCUCUAUUUCAGAGUGGAUCAUCGCCACCAUCUUCAGCUUCUAUAUCCUCUCCUUCACGAAUGAGUUUCGCGACGUGUCGCUGUCGCAUCCCCAGAUUGCCCUGAUGUCCUAUUCGACCACCAUCUAGAGCUUACCUUCAUAGAUUAGGGGUAAAGAUCAGCGUUGGAGUAGACAGCGGUUCCUUCACCUUCAACAUUUUAAGUACAAUCUAAGGUAGCAAGAGCACGGGUCUUGAGGACGAUGUGCUGAGCGGUUGAUGUGCAUUCGCACUGCGGCCUCUCGCAUGCCUUUCCUCUCUUUCCGGUGCUCUUUCUCUGUCGGAUUGCUGUGAUAUGUGCAAAGUGUUUCCCAAAGACUGGGAUCGGGUAGUUCGAAGUGACAGUAUGCUUUUUGAUUGAAGAGUUACAUUUAUUGUUUACCCGCGUUCGUUUUUUCAAUACACAUUAGAGUUAUUAAAUCGGUAGAAAUAAUUUGUAAAAUAAAAAGCAAUUAAAUAUAA